Panicum virgatum (switchgrass) is the source of this 1610-nucleotide messenger RNA. Its product is annotated as probable chromo domain-containing protein LHP1. Lineage: Eukaryota; Viridiplantae; Streptophyta; Magnoliopsida; Poales; Poaceae. Gene Ontology annotation, cellular component: nucleus. The coding region runs from base 167 to 1333 and encodes 388 amino acids. The transcript has 5 exons. Gene Ontology annotation, biological process: heterochromatin formation. The record is from RefSeq and is a predicted model, not a curated record.
GUCACGCCGUACGGAACCUUGCGUUGUUCCUCCCAAAUCCCUCCAAGAAAAGGCGGCUCCAACAACCAGAGCGCUCAUCAGCAAAAAUCUGAACAAGAUCCGCCACCGAUUUGGGGAGCACCAGGCGAAAGUGCGGCCGACGCGGCGAGUUGAAGCAAGAUUCGCCAUGGGCCGGAGCAGGAAGGAUUCCAGCGAUCUGGCGGAGGCUCUAGAGGAGGACGAAGAAGAGGGGGAGGAACAGACUGAGGGCGAAGAGGAAGAGGGGGAGGAACAGGAGCAGACGGAGGAAGGUGAGGAGGAUGAGGCCGGGGCAGGCGCUGAUGCGGAGACGCUGGCCCAGGACGCCGUUGAGCCGCCGAAGCUGGCCGAGGGUUACUUCGAGAUCGAGGCCAUCCGCCGCCGCCGCCUCCGCAAGGGCCAGCUCCAGUACCUCGUCAAGUGGCGUGGAUGGCCGGAGAGUGCUAACACAUGGGAACCCCUUGAAAACCUGAAGGCCUGCUCGGACAUUGUUGAUGCUUUUGAUAAGAGGUCACGGUCACCAAGGUCCUCUCGGAAGCGAAAACGUAAGACUGCAACUACUCCAACAUCAGAUCCUAAACCUUCUCGUGGAAAACGGGGUCGCCCACCUCGGUCGGAGGCCCGCUCUACGACUGGACAUCAUGCCCCAGACCCCAAGAAAUUGCCAUGCAGGACAAGUAGUAGGAGAGUCAGUAAUAAUGGUAACAAGACCUUGUUUGGUGAACUCGGGGCAUCAGUGAAUGUGCUUGGGCAAAGAGUAGUACAGGAGGGUAGUUCUGGUGUGGUUUCAGUUGGUUUUCCAUCACAAGGGGUUCCUCUAUCUGUUAGCUUGACUGACCAACAAGAUGAGCAUCACCCUGCAAAUGGUUCAUCAAAGGUGGAAAAUUCAGUACGAGCACCCCCAUCUCAAGGUGGCCAGAUAACUGGUGCAAAGAAGCGCAAGUCUGGAUGUGUUAGGAGGUUCAAGCAGGAUGAAGCAGCAAUACAAGAGCAAGGAGGUAUUCGUGAUGGCACAAGUGACAAGCCAGGCAACGAGUAUGUUGAUUCCACAGAAGGAGAAACUGGUGAUAAGAACAAGGGGGAGGACUCUGCUAGCCAAAUUCAUAAUCCUAAGAUCUUGAAGAUCAUCAAGCCAGUGCGCUAUUUUGCCACUAUUUUGGAUGGUGUGCAGGAAGUUGCAAUAACGUUCAAGGCACUCAGGUCUGAUGGAACAGAAGUAUUAGUAGAUGACAAGCAGUUGAAAGCUAAGGAGCCCUUAGUGCUUAUAGAAUACUAUGAGCAGCAUCUUCGAUAUAACCCCACCUCGACACAUUGAAGCUACUGUGUUCAGUUGCCUGUGCUGCCCCUAUGCUUGGAACGGAUGGAGAUUGUAUUUAAUGUAGCAUUUUUUUGUGCUAGAUAGAUAUAUCUGUACCUCGAUUCGGUUUGCGCUGAGUGCGCGUAAACUUCGAUGUUAUGGUAUGCUACUAUGCCAAAUUAACCCGGACGUUUUUGUGUGUAUUGGAUCCACUGCGUAGUUAAUCGGAUCCUCUGCGCAAUUGCGCUUGCUAGUGGCCGACUGGACGUGAAGAAUUUUCCAAGUCCGAUUCAAA